ACCUCGAAACAGUCACCAUACGAUUCCUAUCGCCGCCUUUUCAAGCUUGAAUCUUGAGCAUCUUCAAAUUGAUAGAAAGGGUGAAGACAUAGAUACAUACAUACAUACAUAGAUACAUACAGAGGUUAGAUUAGGUUAAGUUAGCCGAUGGCGAGUAUUCAAAAUGGAGAGAAUCGGUCUGUGGCUAUCGGCAGACCUACCAAUCCGAUGGUCACGCCUCUUCUAUCGGAUCUUUAUCAGUUCACUAUGGCCUACGCUUACUGGAAAGCAGGGAAGCACAGCGAAAGAUCAGUAUUUGAUUUAUAUUUUCGGAAGAACCCUUUCGGUGGUGAAUACACAGUUUUUGCUGGUCUAGAAGAGUGCAUUAGGUUUAUUGCUAAUUUUAGAUUCACUGAAGAGGAGAUUGCUUUUGUUCGUGCUUCUUUGCCAAACACCUGUGAGGACGCAUUCUAUGAUUAUCUUCGGGGAAUUGAUUGCUCAGAUGUUGAAGUAUAUGCUGUUCCGGAAGGUUCAGCUGUUUUUCCAAAAGUGCCACUCAUGAGAGUUACAGGGCCAAUUGCUGUGGUUCAACUACUAGAAACUCCAUUUCUGAAUCUGAUAAAUUAUGCUUCACUUAUCACAACUAAUGCUGCAAGGCAUCGUUUUGUUGCUGGAAAACACAAACUUCUACUUGAGUUUGGGCUUCGACGUGCGCAGGGACCUGACGGUGCAAUCAGUGCAUCAAAAUAUAGCUACAUCGGAGGAUUUGAUGCAACGAGCAAUGUCCAAGCUGCAAGAUUGUUUGGAAUACCUACUCGUGGAACUAAUUCCCAUGCAUUCAUCAGCUCAUUCAUGAGCUUUGAUGAGAUAACAGAUAGGUCGUUACAAGAUUCUGAUGGUUCUAGCGUCUGUAAGGAUUUUGUGGCUCUUGUGCAGACAUGGUUAAACAAAAUAAAGUGCUCACAGUCAUUAGGUGGCCUUUUUGGCGACACAAAUCAGAGCGAGUUGGCAGCUUUUACUUCAUACGCUCUAGCAUUUCCUAACAAUUUUAUGGCUCUUGUGGAUACAUAUGAUGUUAUGAGAAGUGGUAUUCCCAAUUUUUGUGCCGUUGCUCUAGCAUUGGGUGAUUUGAGGUAUAAAGCUACGGGUAUUAGAUUGGACUCUGGCGAUCUGGCUUAUUUGUCACUUGAGUCCCGCAAGUUCUUUCAAGCUAUUGAGAAGGAAUUCAAAGUGGAAGAUUUUGGAAAGACGAGUAUCACUGCGAGUAAUGACCUCAAUGAGGAAACUUUGGAUGCCUUAAACAAGCAGGGCCAUGAAGUUGAUGCAUUUGGAAUUGGAACUUACCUGGUAACUUGUUAUGCUCAAGCUGCUUUAGGCUGUGUUUUUAAGCUGGUGGAGAUAAACAAUCAGCCUCGUAUUAAGCUUUCUGAAGAUGUUACAAAGGUCUCUAUUCCAUGUAAAAAGAGAUGUUAUCGGUUGUAUGGAAAAGAAGGUUACCCUCUUGUAGAUAUAAUGACAAGAGAUAGUGAACCCCCACCCAAGGUAGGCCAGAGAAUCCUAUGUCGCCACCCCUUUAUUGAAUCCAAGAGGGCAUAUGUAGUACCACAGCAGGUUGAGGAGCUUCUUAAAUGUUAUUGGACUGGAAGUCCAGAUAAACAAAUGGAAGAAUUGCCACUCCUAAAGGAGAUUAGAAGUCGUUGUAUCAAACAGUUGGAACAAAUGCGGCCUGAUCACAUGAGGAGAUUGAAUCCAACACCUUAUAAGGUUAGUGUAAGCGCAAAGUUGUACGAUUUUAUUCAUUUCUUGUGGCUUAACGAGGCGCCUGUUGGGGAAUUGCAAUAAUGAUAUUGGGUUGCGACAUUUUAGCACUUGCGAAGACGACAACAACAAAAAAGAACAAAGAAUAAACAUAUUGAUUUUAUGCUUUAGUGCUCUAAAUUCUUUGACUCUAUAUUUUAGCCCAUUGUUCAUAAUUCAUUACAAUUAAUUAAAUUAUUUGGGUUUUAAUGUCUUUGAUUGUGUGGA
Molecule: messenger RNA, 2004 nt
Organism: Impatiens glandulifera
Lineage: Eukaryota; Viridiplantae; Streptophyta; Magnoliopsida; Ericales; Balsaminaceae
Product: nicotinate phosphoribosyltransferase 1-like
Exons: 15
Coding region: 148-1821 (557 amino acids)
Biological process (GO): NAD+ biosynthetic process
Molecular function (GO): nicotinate phosphoribosyltransferase activity
Source: RefSeq, a predicted model, not a curated record